Messenger RNA from Contarinia nasturtii (swede midge), 860 nucleotides. It is a transcript of the gene Tcs1, whose product is annotated as yrdC domain-containing protein, mitochondrial. The record is from RefSeq and is a predicted model, not a curated record. Gene Ontology annotation, biological process: regulation of translational fidelity. Lineage: Eukaryota; Metazoa; Arthropoda; Insecta; Diptera; Cecidomyiidae. Bases 14 to 793 code for a protein of 259 amino acids. Gene Ontology annotation, molecular function: double-stranded RNA binding; nucleotidyltransferase activity; tRNA binding. Gene Ontology annotation, cellular component: cytoplasm. The transcript has a single exon.
CCUGAUAAACAAAAUGAAACGUUUUUUUAACAAUUUGAAUAGAUAUUUAUUGCCAAUAGAAAAUAUGAAUUCAAAAUUAAGUGAUAUAAAUAUGAAUAGCGUCAAAUUUUCGAAUUGUAUCAAGCCAAUGGGUACAAUGAAAAUUAUGAAUUGCUUCGAUAGUCAUGCUGUUGAAGUAGCUGCCGAUCUUUUGCAUCACGGCGAAGUGAUUGCAUUACCAACCGAUACGGUUUAUGGUUUGGCAUGCAGUGCAAAUAAUCCGCAUGCAAUACAAAAAUUAUAUGAGAUAAAAGGUCGUGACGAAGAGAAACCAGUUGCGGUUUGUGUAUCGAGUAUAUCUCAACUGAAACAUUACAGUGAAGCAUCACAUUUGUCCGAUGAUUUGCUAUCCCGUUUACUUCCCGGUGCCGUUACAAUUAUUCUCCACAAAUCAAAGUACUUAAACAAUCCAUUUUUGAAUAAUGGCAUUAAGAAAAUCGGUUUACGCAUUCCCGAUUCGGAAUUUAUUCAAAAGAUUUCAACCAAAUUUAUUGAACCGAUUGCAUUAACCAGUGCAAAUAAAAGCGGAGCGUGUAGUACUUUAGAUGUUUACGAAUUUAAUGAUUUGUGGCCAGAACUGAGCGUUGUAUUCGAUGGUGGACACUUAGGCGACAAGGAUAACGACAUGAAGCAACGGUGUGCAUCGACUGUUGUUGAUCUCUCAAUACCUGGUUGCUAUCAAAUCAUUCGCAACGGCAUUGCCAUGGAACACACUGUUCGAACCAUGAACGAAUUUGGCAUAAAAAAUGUUUAGCAUUAAAAUUAAUUAUAUAAACUUUUUAAUUCAAUUCAAUAAAAAUAGUUAUUUUGCAUUCAGCACA